Messenger RNA from Lepisosteus oculatus (spotted gar), 1276 nucleotides. RefSeq lists its product as uncharacterized. Lineage: Eukaryota; Metazoa; Chordata; Actinopteri; Semionotiformes; Lepisosteidae. The record is from RefSeq and is a predicted model, not a curated record.
AUACCAUGUCAUGGCAGAGACCGGCUGGCUGUACUCUGAGAGCUCUGCUGCCGUCAACGUGUCCGUACUGGACCUGCCCCGACCAGCCAUUACCCUGGACCAGACGAAGAGAGUCAUUCACUGCUCCGCCCCCCCGAGUGUCAACUGCAGCUCCUUCUCCCUGCACAGGGAGACUCACCCUGAGCCGCUUGCAGUGGAGAGCACAGCACAGCACGCAGUCGCCUUCACUGGGGUCAGCAUGACCGAAGGGCUUAAAUACACCUGCAGAUGUCAGCUCACAGCUUCAGGGUGGCUUCUGAACUCCACUUUCAGUCUGCCUGUUUCUAAAGAGGCUGGAGGCUUCGAGAUGUGGUUAAUUGUCGUCACAGCUGGGGCGCUGGUGCUGGUUUUCUCUGCAGCAGCACUGUGCUUUUGCAAGAUGCGACGAGGCACUGCACGAAUGGAUACCCAAAUUUGGAGUGGCCCAGCAGACAGCCAUGACCCCCAGGAUGAGGUUCUGGUUCAGACCGUUUAUGCUGCUGUGAAGAAAAGCCCAGUAAAAUCGGAGAGAGAAGCUGGGAAGGAGGAGGACUCGGAGGAGAGAGUGGUGUACUCCAGCCUGGACCUCGGAGCUCACAGGAAGAAGCAGGCAGGGAAUUCCGGGAGCCCAGAGGAGACAUGCCUCUAUGCAGCCAUUAAAGUCAAAGGACAGAGCGAUCCCGCGGGAUCGGAUUGCCUUCGGAACACUAGUGCACCCUGAGCCUCCAGCCUUGUCCGGGGGCUGACGGAGGAGCCCUGGUUUUCCAGGGAGGGCUCCCCCAGCUGUCAGCACAAACUCAAAACUCAAACUGCAGAAAAAUCUAUUGCAGCCACGUCCUCAGGGGGAUGGCUGUGUGAUCUGUCCCUUUUAAAACACGGAGCGAAGCUGGGAUUGUGAGCGCUGUCGCACUUCUCCAGGUCCUCCCAGGGUUUGAGGAGAACACAAGGACAGUUACAGACGAAAGACAUCCGGGUAUGGGCUUCAACAACAUGGCCGAAUGACUUGUGCCAUACCCCCACAACCCUGUGUUUAAGGGAAUGCACUUCCUCGUAGGUUCCACUUGCGCUUCGCUGUUCGCACUCGGAAGACCUGGCUGGAGACUCCUGGUCACAGGGAGUGCAUGGUGAGGGGGCGCUAGGGCAUUCCUUCAUUCCCCUGCUCUGUGCUCUUAUCAAGAGUGCCCCAGACCGCCCUGGCCACACGAACUGGGUGAGAGGGCAUCCGUUAUCUCAAACCCGAAGGAGGGAGAUUCGUUGC